Messenger RNA from Eruca vesicaria subsp. sativa (arugula), 1065 nucleotides. NCBI's taxonomy places the organism in Eukaryota, Viridiplantae, Streptophyta, Magnoliopsida, Brassicales, Brassicaceae. The record is from the annotation of a GenBank genome assembly.
AUGUGCGCAAAGAAACAAGAAGAAGUAGAAAGUUCAGAAGCCAUGAACAACAUACAAAAUUACCAAAAUGACCUCUUGCUCCACCAACUCAUCUCCCAUCAUCAUCAUCACCAAGAUCCUUCUCAAUCCGAAACUUUCGGAGCUCCAGGUAACAACGCCGGAUCCGGAUUCACUAUCUUCUCCCAAGACUCAGUUUCCCCAAUAUGGCCUACUUCGGCCCAACCACCGUUUGAUCAGUUUCCUCCUCCAACAUCUCUCUAUGGGAGUUUCUUCAACAGAAGUCGAGCUAAUCAUCAGGGAUUACAGGUAGGUUACGAGGGUUUUGGUGGAGCCACGUCAGCAACACAUCAACAUCACGAACAGCUUCGCAUAUUGUCAGAGGCUUUAGGUCCAGUGGUGCAAGUUGGGUCGGGUCCUUUCGGGUUACAAGCUGAGUUAGGGAAGAUGACAGCGCAAGAGAUCAUGGAUGCUAAAGCUUUGGCUGCUUCAAAGAGUCAUAGUGAAGCUGAGAGAAGACGAAGAGAGAGAAUCAAUAAUCAUUUUGCUAAGCUCCGUAGCAUAUUACCAAGCACCACCAAAACUGAUAAAGCGUCGUUACUAGCGGAAGUGAUUCAACACGUGAAAGAGUUGAAGAGAGAGACAUCAGUGAUCUCGGAGACAAACUUGGUUCCAACGGAGAGCAACGAGUUAACGGUAGCUUUCACGGAGGAGGAAGAGACCGGAGAUGGCAGAUUCGUGAUUAAAGCAUCGGUUUGUUGCGAAGACAGGUCGGAUCUAUUGCCGGACAUGAUCAAAACGUUGAAAGCGAUGCGUCUCAAAACGCUCAAGGCGGAGAUAGUAACCAUCGGGGGACGUGUCAAGAACGUGUUGUUUGUCACCGGAGAAGAGUGUUCCGGCGAGGAGGAGAUGGAAGAGUAUUGUAUAGGGACGAUAGAGGAAGCUUUGAAGGCAGUGAUGGAGAAGAGUAACGUUGAGGAAUCAUCUUCUUCGGGGAAUGCUAAGAGGCAGAGAAUGAGUAGUCACAAUACUAUCACCAUCGUUGAACAACAACAACAUCACAUGUAA